This is a messenger RNA of Hyaloperonospora brassicae, 969 nucleotides long. Lineage: Eukaryota; Oomycota; Peronosporomycetes; Peronosporales; Peronosporaceae. The record is from the annotation of a GenBank genome assembly.
AUGCCCACGACUAUGCCAAUGACCACACCGGAGCUCAUGCUCGACGCACUCGACGUGUCCGAAGCGGGUCCCUCAGCAGCCGACGACGAGCCGGAACUUGUUGUUGUCGUGUUUACCAUACCAUCAGGUGUCGGCAGCCCCGCGGAAGGUACUGCUGGCGACGACGGGGUCGAACCUGUUGGCGCAGCUGACGGAGGCGUACCUGGAGGAGGCGCAGUCGGAGACUCGGUGGGUGGAGCAGGUGGUGUUCCUUCGGACGGAUUCGUCGAGCUCGUUGCGUCCGGCACAGACGGAGCCGGUGCUUCUUCUGACGACGGCGCGUCGGGCGCGUUGGGUGUCGUCGCCGGUGGCGUCGGUGUACUUGCGGGAGGAGUGUCCGGAGUAGUAGGCGGCGACGGCGCUUCCGGUGUUGUAGGGGUACUGGGAGGGGUACUGGGAGGGGUACUGGGAGGGGUACUGGGAGGGGUACUGGGAGGGGUACUGGGAGGGGUACUCGUAGGGGUACUCGGAGGGGUACUGGGAGGGGUACUGGGCGUUGGCGACGGCGGCACGUCUGGUGGUGGGGUACUCGGCUGCUCUGGUGAGGGCGUCGGAGUUGAGCUCGGCGAGCUGUCGGUCGGUGUGGACGGCGGCCCCUGCGACGGAGUGGACGCAGGAGUACUGGGGCCGGAUUCGCUACCCGCACUGCCAUUGAGCUGCAAGUAUCGCUACCGCGUCCUGUGCGUGGGACGUGGGGGUCACGCACCCAGCGAGGACGGCCGAGACGAGUACGAGCGCGAGUUUCAUGGCCCCACUUACUUGUUCGAGCGCGAGCGAGUGCGUGCAGUGUAUUGCACGGAGUGUGGUGCGGCAGACGGCGUCGAACAAAUUGACGAUCGCGUGGUUGCGAGACGGCGAGCAGAGGUGGAGGAGGAGGCACGAACGGCCGAGGAAUGUGGGAAUGGGAGACGUGGCUUUUCCCUCGCGUGA